CUCUCCCUCCUUACGACUAAUAAAUAAAUAAAUAAAGAUUGCUGAUUUCAUAUGAUGAUAAUAAAGCAGUGAAUGAUGACUCUUCCUUCAUUGUCCUCUGUAUUCUUCUUCUUCUUCUCUUACUCUCUCUGUAACAACACCACCAUCAACAACCCUUUCAAGCCGGCCUAAACCCCAUUACCCAAAAUCUGUUUUUUUUUUUUAUUUUUUUUCCUGCAACACUCUUUAUUGGAUCAUCUUGUAUUUCAUUCCUCCUUUACAAUUUCCUUUCAAAAAAAUUUUUAAAAAAUAUUAAAAAGUGCUCUUUUUUGUGAAUUUUGACCCAUUUGGCCACCGACAGAUUUCGAUCUUCUCCGUGCCAAAGUUGUAAUCUUUUCGACUUUUGGCGAGGUGGGUCGAUCCGAUUUCGCUCGAAUGAUUGUUGGUUUGAUCUGAAAAAGGAAAAGGAAAAAAAAAUUGGGUUAUUUCGGAUUCAAGAUUUUGUCCUUUUUUGAAAUGGUCUAUUUCCAUAGCUCAAUCUCUCUCUGCAAGUCCGUUGAUCAAUCAUCUUCCAUGGCGAAUUCAAUAUGUUCUGCUGAUUUCGGUUCGAAAUCGAGGCAAAUCAAUCACCUUCAGAAGAAUCGGAGAACCCCUAGUUCUUCAUCGUCAUCGAAUUCUCUUCAGAUACCACCCUGUGAUCGAUCUCGAUCGGCUAUGGUUGAUGUUGUGAUGUUCAUUGCUGUUGUUUGUGCCUGUGGCUUUUUGUUCUUCCCUUAUGUAGAGUUUUUGGUGACAAAGUGUUACGAGGUUAUUAAGGUUGUUGUGUUUUUGAUUAAGGAGGAGGUUUCUGUGGCACCUUGGAUCUAUGUUUCCAUAGGGUUGAGUGUUGUGUUUGCUGCAUUGGCCACGUGGGGUGUGGUGGCUUGCACCACUAGGAAGUGUGGGAAUCCCAAUUGCAAGGGUCUGAGGAAGGCUGCUGAGUUUGACAUUCAGUUGGAGACUGAGGAUUGUGUGAAGAAUUCGGCUUCUUCGUCGUCGAAUGUGGCAAAAGAUGGUGCUGGUGGAGUGAAGAAGGGGCUCUUUGAAUUGCCUCGUGAUCACCAUAGGGAGCUGGAGGCUGAGCUCAAGAAGAUGGCACCACCAAAUGGAAGGGCUGUGCUCGUGCUGCGGGCGAGGUGUGGAUGUUCUGUUGGUAGGUUAGAGGUUCCGGGACCAAGGAAGCAUCUUCGAAAGAUCAACAAGAAGUAGCAGCUAUCGUGACCGAGACGAGUAGGACAAGGGACAGGAGAGGACACCCUUUUGAUUUAUUGGAUGGAAUUAAGGAAAGGGAUGAUAAUUGGAUCAAAUAGAAAUUUGUACUUGUUGCCCUAUGUUCAUUGAUCUAGUAGGAAAUUAGAAUGUCUUUAAAUAAGCCCCUUGGCAAUAAGUUGUAAGGAACUAUGGGUCAUACACAGUUUAGUUGGUUAUACCUGGAAAUAUAUAAAAAAAAAAAACAUUUUUAUUUUAAUUUA
Messenger RNA from Glycine soja, 1490 nucleotides. RefSeq lists its product as uncharacterized. NCBI's taxonomy places the organism in Eukaryota, Viridiplantae, Streptophyta, Magnoliopsida, Fabales, Fabaceae. Bases 496 to 1227 code for a protein of 243 amino acids. The record is from RefSeq and is a predicted model, not a curated record. The transcript has a single exon.